UACUGGCUGACGGGACAGCUGACCGUUGAGAGUCUGAGAGGAGACUAGUUUACAGUAACGUUAGUUCAGUUAGUGUAAAGUCCCUAAAAAAUAACUGAUGAUGGCUAAAAGUGACGGUGGCUCGUACUUCAGGAGAUCCAGUCUCCUCUGGAUGGUGGUCGUGACGGGGUUUUUGAGUUUUUACACGUGGACGGUGUUUUGGCCUCAGGACGUCCCAUACAGCAGUCUGGGUCCUCUCGGCGCUCUGGCCAAGCAUUUCGUGGACUAUCAUUAUCCUGUGAUGUAUUAUGGAUGGUUUCUGACGUGGGUCAUCCAUCUGUUCGAGGCUCUGUUUGCUCUGAAGAUCUGCAGUGAUAAAGGCAUCGACAGCUCGUCCGCACGCUUGCUGUGGUUCGCUCAGACGUUUCUGUUUGGUCUCGCGUCUCUGGGUCUUCUGAUCAAAUACAAGCCGGACGGCCGACCCAAACGCCAGUGACCGACACCAGAGCUCGUUUUCCAGCAGCACACUGACCUUUAUCUUCCAGAGGAUUCAUCAACCUGCAGGUUAUAUCUGAACAGUCACAUCCACCUCACUGAUUCUGGAACAGUCUUUCUCUAAAGG
Molecule: messenger RNA, 601 nt
Organism: Carassius carassius (crucian carp)
Lineage: Eukaryota; Metazoa; Chordata; Actinopteri; Cypriniformes; Cyprinidae
Product: transmembrane protein 254-like
Exons: 4
Coding region: 98-475 (125 amino acids)
Source: RefSeq, a predicted model, not a curated record